AUGUCUGCGUAUUUGCAAUAUGUACCAGAUGACAGACAGAAAGUCUGUGAUACCUGUGGACGCAGUUUCAAGCCCAAAGGCUUCGAUCAUCACCAAAGAGCCUGCGAGCAACGAGCAAGAGAGUCAGAAGAAGAUGGAGAGCUAUGGGCUUCGAUCCCGCCUGUACAAGUAUACAGUGUGCUGAGAUCUUGUUUAGAUCGCUCUGAGCCCGAGAAUGUCCCUGAACAUACCAGUGUGGAUGAUAUCCGCACUGAGUUUCAUCCGCACGCGAGGAUCACAAUGCGCAUUGAAGCAUUCUCUGACUUCACACGACAACAUCACUACGAGCCACCCUGCCCAGAUCGCCACCCUUGGCUCCCAUUCAGAUGCCAACUUGACUUUGAGGUUGCGGGGUUGGUGCACGAGACCGUACUCACUCAUGAACAAACGACGUGCCUCAUCCAGUUGGUUCAGCAUGGUAGGACCGAAGACUUCACUCUUAAAAAUUACGCCGAUGUUCGGAAUACAUGGGAAGCAGCGUCCCAUCGCUUGACGCCGUUCGAAAAGGAUACUAUUACAGUACCACUUGAUGGCAAUGACAUGGAAUAUACAGUUUAUUUUCGCUCCCUUUGGGAUUGGGGAGUAGAUAUUUUGCAACACCCUGACAUUGGCCCUCAUUGCAUUUUUGAUGCCCAGCAGCUAUCGAAAUUUGAUGGAGACUCAUUUAUUAGGUUCAUUGAUGAGCCAUGGACCGCAGAUGCAUUUUGGGAAUGCCAGUCCCAGAUCCCUCCAGAAGCAAAACUGUUGGCGUUCAUCCUGUAUGCUGACAAGUCGAAGCUAUCAUCAUUUGGGCACGAGAAGGGAUAUCCUGUCAUCGCUCGGCUAGCAAACCUUCCUGUCACCAUCAGAAACAGAAAUGGGGUGGGUGGGGGACGAGUGGUUGGAUGGCUCCCACUGGUCAAAGACGACCUGAAAUACAAAGGUACCCAACAAUUCGCUAACUUCAAAGUUGCUGUAUGGCAUGCUGCCUUCAAGAAAGUGCUUGCAUCAAUCAUACCGCCUUCGAAACAUGGCCACUGGGCGAAUUGCUGGGACGAUGUUGUGAGGCUCUUCUAUACACUGGUGUUGAUACUAUCCGCGGACUACGAGGAGCAGAGUGUAAUGUCCCUCACUCGAGGCGUGAUGAGCAACUUUCCAUGCCCAAUCUGUCUGAUCCCCGAGGACAAAUUGUCUUCUGUCAUGCCCCAUAACUAUACUCUUCGCACAUGCCAGGCAAUGAAUGACCUUUUGAUCAAGGCAAGGGCAGAGCACCGCAAAGGACAGUGGGAGGCAAUACUCAAGGGACAGUCAAUUCGCGAUGUUGAUAACACAUUUCACAAGAUGAAUCGCAAGACUACUGAUGUGCACCGUGCACUAUGCUAUGACCGCCUUCACAUUGUCCUCCGAGGUCUCUUUGGGGACCACAUGUGGCCAGAGCUACAAGUACUAAUCGGUCUUUUGGGACGUGACUUCGCCGUAAAAGUUGACCAGAAUUUUGAUGCACUGCCACGUUGGCGCAAUAUGAAUCAUUUUGAUGCUGUCAUGGCUAUAACAUUUACUGAUGGCAGUAAAUACGAAGACAUUUUCAAGCUAAUAGUAUUUGCAGCUCAUGAUAUUCUUCCGAACACUGACGAAUGUAAAAUUGCUUACCUUCUCCUUCGAUGUAUCCAUGCAUACCUCGAGGUGGACCUGUAUGCAGCAUUGGAGGUACAUACCACGAAAAUGAUAGCUGCAGGACGCAAAGCCCUUCAAUCUUUCUUGGAACUAAUGAAUAAAUACAUCCGCAAGUCUGAAGCUUUAUGGCCAGACAAAAACUGGUCAUUCCUGAAGAUCCAUCUAGCUGCCCACUUAUUCAACGACAUCGAGGCUAAGGGAGCAACUCGCAACUACAACACAAAGCCAAAUGAGAAGUGUCAUGGUCCUCUAAAGGAGUCAUAUCAACAACAAACCAAUUUCAAAAAUGUAGCACCACAAGUUCAUCGUCCUAUUUUCAAUAUCAUUGGUUCUAGUUUUAAUCUAGACGAACUGGCUGCAUAUGAUGCUCGGAUGGAUGAAGACGAGGUUGACAAGACUGGCCCGGAUACUAACAUCGCAUCCAAUUUCCAUAUCAGAUUUGGAUCGAGGCAACCGAAAAAGUCUCUUGAGGCAAUCGACGAACGACAUAUUGACAACCCUUCCUUCAGGCAGUUUUGCACCAAGCUCAAUGCAUUUUUAAAUGCUUUGCCCACUGUCUUGCAGCAGGUGAACAUGUUACCUUCUGACGAAAUAAUAGAGUUUCGAUUCCUCAAGGUUAACUAUGAGUCACUAGUUGACUUCUGCCAGACCACAGACUAUCUCCGUUGCAGCCUGAGAUUCCACAAUCUUCCCCAAUAUGACUGCAUCAUCGUUAACACCACGACUGGUGUGUUUUUUGCACGGCUCCUAUUCCUCUUUACAUGUAAUGUCAAUGACACAUCCUAUCCCAUCGCCCUUGUACAUUCAUACGAUGCUGACACGCACCAAACUUGUUUUAAGGACAAACACCUGAAAUUUUGGCGUGUUAGAUCGCAACCGAGAGAAACUGCUAGUGAGUUCAUACUAGCAGAAUCAAUCAUCCGAGGAGUCGCUCUUGCUCCCGAUCCCACUAUACCUGGUGAUUUUCUCGUUAUGGACACUGUAGACAGUGAUAUAUUUCUGCGCAUGAAGCAAAUGCACCUCGCAGCCAGGCACUUAGACUAG
Molecule: messenger RNA, 2736 nt
Organism: Suillus discolor
Lineage: Eukaryota; Fungi; Basidiomycota; Agaricomycetes; Boletales; Suillaceae
Exons: 13
Coding region: 1-2736 (911 amino acids)
Source: RefSeq, a predicted model, not a curated record